Chrysochloris asiatica (Cape golden mole) is the source of this 1781-nucleotide messenger RNA. It is a transcript of the gene CNGA4, whose product is annotated as cyclic nucleotide gated channel alpha 4. Bases 1 to 1716 code for a protein of 571 amino acids. The record is from RefSeq and is a predicted model, not a curated record. Gene Ontology annotation, molecular function: voltage-gated potassium channel activity; intracellularly cGMP-activated cation channel activity; intracellularly cAMP-activated cation channel activity. Lineage: Eukaryota; Metazoa; Chordata; Mammalia; Afrosoricida; Chrysochloridae. Gene Ontology annotation, biological process: potassium ion transport; monoatomic cation transmembrane transport. Gene Ontology annotation, cellular component: plasma membrane; intracellular cyclic nucleotide activated cation channel complex. The transcript is spliced from 6 exons.
AUGAGUCAGAACAACAAAGUGAAGACAACAGAGUCCAGCCCCCCGGCCUCUACCAAAGCCAGAAAGUCCAUACCUAUUCUGGACCCAUCAGGGGACCACUACUAUUGGUGGCUGAACACGAUGGUCUUCCCAGUAAUGUACAACCUGGUCAUCAUUGUGUGCAGGGCCUGCUUUCCUGAUUUACAGCACAGUUACCUGGUGGUCUGGUUAGUGCUAGAUUACAUGAGUGACCUGCUAUAUCUACUAGACAUCGUGGUGCGCUUCAACACGGGAUUCUUGGAACAGGGCAUCUUGGUGGUGGACAGGAGUAGUAUCUCCAGGCGCUAUGUCCGCACAUGGAGCUUCCUGUUGGACCUAGUUUCUCUAGCGCCUACAGACUUGGGAUACUUGCAGCUGGGCCCGCACAUACCCACACUGCGGCUGAACCGCUUUCUGCGAGUGCCUCGCCUCUUCGAAGCCUUCGACCGCACAGAGACCCGCACGGCUUAUCCGAACGCGUUUCGCAUUGCCAAACUGAUGAUUUACAUUUUUGUAGUCAUCCAUUGGAACAGCUGCUUGUACUUUGCCCUGUCUCGGUACUUGGGUUUUGGGCGUGACGCGUGGGUGUACCCAGAUCCCAAUCUGCCUGGAUUUGAACGCCUGCGACGCCAAUACCUCUACAGUUUUUACUUCUCCACGCUAAUCCUGACUACUGUGGGUGACACGCCACUACCAGCCAGGGAGGAGGAGUACCUUUUCAUGGUAGGCGACUUCCUGCUGGCCGUCAUGGGCUUUGCCACCAUCAUGGGCAGCAUGAGUUCUGUCAUCUACAACAUGAAUACUGCGGACGCAGCUUUCUAUCCCGACCACGCACUCGUCAAGAAGUACUUGAAACUGCAGCAUGUCAACCGAAGGCUGGAGCGACGUGUUAUUGACUGGUACCAGCACCUGCAGAUCAACAAGAAGAUGACCAAUGAGGUAGCCAUCUUACAGCACUUGCCCGAGCGUCUACGAGCAGAAGUAGCUGUAUCCGUACACCUGUCCACUCUGAGCCGGGUUCAGAUCUUCCAGAACUGUGAGGCCAGCCUGCUAGAGGAGCUGGUGUUGAAGCUGCAGCCACAGACCUACUCCCCAGGCGAGUACGUCUGCCGUAAGGGAGACAUUGGUCGAGAGAUGUACAUUAUCCGUGAGGGUCAACUGGCCGUGGUGGCAGACGACGGAGUCACUCAGUACGCUGUGCUCGGUGCAGGGCUCUACUUUGGGGAGAUCAGCAUCAUCAACAUUAAAGGGAACAUGUCUGGGAACCGUCGCACCGCCAACAUCAAGAGCCUGGGUUAUUCGGACCUGUUCUGUCUGAGUAAAGAGGACCUGCGGGAGGUGCUGAGUGAGUAUCCACAGGCCCAGACUGUCAUGGAGGAGAAGGGCCGGGAGAUCCUGCUCAAGAUGAACAAGCUGGAUGUGAAUGCGGAGGCAGCUGAGAUCGCCCUGCAGGAGGCCACAGAAUCUCGGCUGCGAGGCCUGGACCAGCAGCUUGAUGAUCUGCAGACCAAGUUCGCUCGACUCCUGGCUGAGCUGGAAUCCAGUGCACUCAAGAUCGCUUACCGCAUAGAACGGCUGGAAUGGGAGACUCGAGAAUGGCCCAUACCAGAGGGCCUGGUGGAUGCUGAUGCUGAUGAUGAGGGAGAGGCUGGGGAGGGGACUUCCAAGAGUGAGGAGGGUAUGGUCGGCCCAGUGUGAUAUCCUCCCCCUUGCCAGAACCCUCAUCUCCUAGUGAAUGCAGAGUUGUAGAGAAAUCUGAUUGC